AUGUUUUCACAAAAUAUAAAUGUUUCCCCUACUGAAAUUUUUAAUGGCCCUUUUUCUAAUAAUGGAAUGAUUGAUAUUCAGGCAAAUGAUGGACAUUCUACAAGUAAUGAGAUAUUUUCAAAUUCUUCACUACUUCCAAUUGAAUCAAAAAUUCUUAUAGAAACACCUUUUGUUCCAAGAAAACGUGGAAGAAAAAGAAAAUGUGACAAUGGAUCAGGAAUUCAUGAUGAGGAGUCAGCAGUAAAACAUGCUAAACAAAUAGAAAAAGUUAGAAAUACACAAAUAAAUAUAUAUUUUGAUCACCUUCAAAAAUUGGUACCAUUUGUCCCAGAAAAACAGAGGCUUCCCAAGAUUAAACUUCUUAAAUUAACAAUGCGUUACAUUGAACACCUCAAAAAAUGUAUAAAUGGUGAAUUGAUUGUUGAUAAAGAACAUAGUUCAAAUGGUUAUGAUUAUAAAAGAGUUAUUACAAGAGAAGAUUUUAAACAAACAGCUAUUGAAGAGUUACAACACAAAAAUUCAUACAUUUCUAGAGCUAAUGAAGAAUUAAAAAGAUGGGAAGAAAUUAAAUCUUUAAGGGAAAAAGAUGGAAGAAGUAGUGCAGAUUCUCAGACAUCUGCCUCAACACACUCAUUAGAUGGAAAUUCAAAUUUAACAACAAUUGGAAAUAUAUGUUAUGAAACUGUUAAUACUAAUAAUUACAAUUUUAAUUCUAUUAUUGAUAAUAAUUAUCAUUACCCAUCACAUUCAAAAAAUAUGAUGGUUGGUUUUUAG
Molecule: messenger RNA, 774 nt
Organism: Strongyloides ratti
Lineage: Eukaryota; Metazoa; Nematoda; Chromadorea; Rhabditida; Strongyloididae
Product: Myc-type, basic helix-loop-helix (bHLH) domain-containing protein
Exons: 2
Coding region: 1-774 (257 amino acids)
Biological process (GO): regulation of transcription by RNA polymerase II; developmental process
Molecular function (GO): protein dimerization activity; DNA-binding transcription factor activity, RNA polymerase II-specific; RNA polymerase II transcription regulatory region sequence-specific DNA binding
Source: RefSeq, a predicted model, not a curated record